Neogale vison (American mink) is the source of this 1092-nucleotide messenger RNA. RefSeq lists its product as uncharacterized. Bases 1 to 1092 code for a protein of 363 amino acids. The transcript is spliced from 8 exons. NCBI's taxonomy places the organism in Eukaryota, Metazoa, Chordata, Mammalia, Carnivora, Mustelidae. The record is from RefSeq and is a predicted model, not a curated record.
AUGGCUCACAGCUUCCGCGGCUGUGGCUGCGCCCGAGACUGGGGUGAGGCUGAGGAAGGGCUGGAAGCCUGCCCCCCGCUCCGGACCUGCCCGCGGCAGCACCAGGCACACAGUGGAAGCCAGCAAUGCCCGACCUACAGAUGGGAACACAGGACAGGCCGACGUGGCCGCCCCGGCAUCUGGAGCCUCGGGCCCUGUAGUGUCCACACCCUGCCCGGGCACAGGUGCCCCAGGCAACAGCCCCAGGCCCGAGGGCACCCCCCUGGCACAGAGGAGCAGACAGAAGCCGCACGUGUCCACUGGCCGGGGUCUCUGCCAUGUCAGGAAAGAGGCCACUAUGCUCCCCCACCCCGCAGACCAGAGCCUGGGAAGCCUCUUUCCCUCACACCCACGCUCCAGCAGUCCUGGGGCCGGGCUCUCAGUCACCGGUGCCGAGUCACCCCCUGCCUGUGCCCCAGCGGACCCACCCGGACUCGGGCCCUGCCUGGCAGACCCCCUACGCUGGCCCUGCCCACCCCCCAGGUCUUCCGGCUCACAGCUCACGUUGUGGUGAGGACACUGAGGCCCAGAGGGAACCAAAGCCAAAGCUUCUGGGACCGAGAAGCUACCCGAGGUAACCCAGACCUGAGUUCUCCAACUGCCUGCGUCCCACGAGGUCAGGCCCAGCAGACCUGGCCUCGGGGGAGACAGCGCUGCCAACCCCUCUCCCACGGGGGCGCUGGGCCUCACCUGUGCCGACCCCUGGGACCCGCAGAAAACCACUCUCCCUCCCCACCUGACACAUGGAAUGACCAGGGUCCAGGACGCUGCCCAGGAUCACACGUACAUGACACGGAAGCUAGUUCUGGCCGCACCAAGGGGGGCCGAGCCCUGCACACUCGGGCCCCCACCCUGGGCUCCGCCAGCACAGACCCCCUUUGUGUCCCUGCCUUCUGCCUUCCUGGAGGGGGAUGGGGCGGGGGGAGGCCAGGCCCCGGCCCCCAGGAGGCCACCCCCAUCCUUGUGGAGGGCAGGGCUGCUCUGCAGGCAAAGCCAAGUCUGGAGCGCAGGCCCAUGAAGCUAGAGCGAAGAGCUGGCCACUCGCUGCACUAA